This is a messenger RNA of Zea mays, 774 nucleotides long. Its product is annotated as MADS-box transcription factor family protein. Gene Ontology annotation, molecular function: DNA-binding transcription factor activity, RNA polymerase II-specific; RNA polymerase II cis-regulatory region sequence-specific DNA binding; protein dimerization activity. Gene Ontology annotation, biological process: regulation of transcription by RNA polymerase II. Bases 12 to 578 code for a protein of 188 amino acids. The transcript has a single exon. The record is from RefSeq and is marked validated. Lineage: Eukaryota; Viridiplantae; Streptophyta; Magnoliopsida; Poales; Poaceae.
CACGACGAGCGAUGGGGAGGCCGAGCAGGGGGCGGCAGCGCAUCGAGAUCCGCCGCAUCGAGGAAGGCGGCCGGCUGCAGGUGACCUUCUCGAAGCGCAAGUCCGGCCUGCAAAAGAAGGCCGCCGAGCUCUCCCUGCUCUGCGGCUCGCCGGUCGCCGUCAUCGUCUUCUCCCCCGGCAGGAAGGUGUUCGCGCUGGGCAGUCCCUCGGUCGACCACGUCCUCCGCCGCCACGCUCCUCCGAUCCCCAGCGAAGGAGAGGAGGACGGGCUCCUUCCGGCGCUCCAGGACGGAGACGUGAUGAGCAGCAGCGCUAUCGCUGACCGCGCGGAGGUGGAGAACAUCGUGCGGCGUACGGAGGAGACCAAGGCGCGUUCGGUGGCGGAGAAGGCGCGGAUGGACGCCGUCGGGAAGGCCGUGAGGCAGGCCGCGGCAAAGGCCGGAAGGAGGUUCUGGUGGGAGGCGGACUCCGGCGUGCUCGGGGACGCUGAGCUGCCAGGAUUCGCCAAGGCGCUCCGUCGGCUCAGGCCUCAGGGUCAACCUGCAGCGCCAUUUGGACUCGCUGUCGGCUUCUGCUAAUAAGAAACUGCAGUAGGAGCGGCUGUGCAAAACUGGCUCAUUUCAUUUGGUGUUGCUUAUGCCCACUUAGGAUAGUGUUAUUGACUACUUACAAAAAAAAAUAUCAAACAUCUUUUUGAACGAUUUAGGCAUUUUCAAAUUUAUUUUCUCUACCUGUACUAAGUGAAGAGUAUUUUGAAUGAUUUAAGCCUUCUCC